GAACGCCGGUAUAACAGCCCUGUUUCCUUUAUUCUGAUCGAGUUGGCAGAACCAUGCAGUGGCAACGCUAAAUAAAAUGUCAGCUGUGUAGCAGAAUACGUUCGCGUUCCAUCUUUGCAAGCAAAGUUGGUAAUAAAAAGAUAAUCCUCACGGUUACAGUGGACAUUUAGCGCAACUUUUAGUAAAUAAAAGGAAACACCAGGAACAUGGGCGCUAGACAGUCUCGUGAGCCACGUUCCGUCUCAAUGGACAAUCCAACUCCAGCAGGUGUGAUCGAUAUAUCUGAUGAUGUAGUGAAGCGCCUGAAGCACGGCAUAACGCAGCAGGCUCGUGAACAUGCGUCUGUUGCCGAGGAAACUAAACCGCCUGCUAAGCCAGUAACACCGGUUCGCAAGCCAGCUGCAAAGGCAGCACCGCCAACAGUUGUUUACCAGAGCCCAACGCCCAUCUAUGUGCAGGGAGGAGGUCAUACAAUUAGCGCUGCUGAAGUACAACGCCAAAUGAAUCUAGAACUGCAGAAAAAUGACGAGCUUUGGCGGCAACGCAUGACACAGCUAGAGGAAAAUCUCAAAAAGACCAACACUAUUAUGGAAUCGGAGUAUGAAAAUGCGAUAGAUGGUGUGAGAAAGCGCUUUGUAAGCACAGCUGCGGCGCACAAAACACCACCAUGUCAAGAUUUGAAGGCACAGCUGCUCACCUGCUAUCGCUCUAAUCCUGGCGAGACAUUGAAGUGUAUGCAGGAGGUGGCGCAAUUUAAGCUUUGUGUCGAUCAGCACCGCAUCAAGAAGCUGGACGAGGAGGCCAUAGCACCAGAGUCCCAAAAAAUUGCAGCGACAGCUACUAGGUCAGCAGUUCCUGUGGCCAAAGCAGGUUAGCUCUCAUUCGUCGAUGCUACCUCUCUAAACUUGAUCCUGUUGACUUAGAAUACGUACACACUGUGUUUGUUGUAGAAUUAUUUAAAAAGAUUGAAAAAAACGAUUUAAAACAUUGUAAACCGUAAAGUGUACAACUGAAAAAUUAUAAAAUUAAUUUAACUAAAAUUCAGUUAUUCAACUUUAA
Messenger RNA from Scaptodrosophila lebanonensis, 1059 nucleotides. RefSeq lists its product as uncharacterized. Bases 207 to 875 code for a protein of 222 amino acids. Lineage: Eukaryota; Metazoa; Arthropoda; Insecta; Diptera; Drosophilidae. Gene Ontology annotation, cellular component: MICOS complex. The record is from RefSeq and is a predicted model, not a curated record. Gene Ontology annotation, biological process: inner mitochondrial membrane organization. The transcript has 3 exons.